Colletotrichum gloeosporioides is the source of this 1296-nucleotide messenger RNA. RefSeq lists its product as uncharacterized. The transcript has 2 exons. Lineage: Eukaryota; Fungi; Ascomycota; Sordariomycetes; Glomerellales; Glomerellaceae. The record is from RefSeq and is a predicted model, not a curated record. The coding region runs from base 1 to 1296 and encodes 431 amino acids. Gene Ontology annotation, molecular function: protein binding.
AUGCUCGAAGAAACCCGCUCGAUGAUAAUGGCAACCCAGGGACUGUGCGGCAGCAUCAAGCAUGCAGCCACAACCCUGGAUGCCAAAUCCAUGUUUCAAAGCCUUGCCGACGAACUUAACCAGCGACGGAUCAAGCACGCCGAACAGAUGAUUGCGAGCGAACAAUUCUCCAAGGCUAUUCCGCAUCUUGUUAGAGUGCUUGAAGGCCAGCCUGGGUCUGAAAAAGAUCCUGGUCUGAUCCGCACGCUUGCUGAAGCUCUCGGUGAAACGGAUCCCAACAGCAAAGACGCCGAGAUUCUACGCAAGAGAUAUCCCAGUCUUGUUCUACAUCUGGAUGCUCAACGUCUUGUUCAGGCCGAAAUUCUCCUCGCAGAACCAAACUUUGGCGGGGUGGUUCGCCUACUUCAAUCUUACGGGACGACACAAGCUGAGGGUUUUGCGUAUGACGAUGUCAACAUUAACAUCCGACUCAUCUUAUCCACUGCUUUGGUUCAGCUUAGCCAGGCGGAAGAAGCCCUACUCAUCUUAAAUCCCCUUUUAGAGAGGGAAGAGCUCGAUCCAGCACAAACGAGCGACGUCCACCGCCUACUUGCUGAGACGUACGCUCUCAAGUCGGAUCUAGAUCAUGCCAAAUCUCACUGCAUGCAAGCCAUCGAGCUCAACAUGGAGGUUCGCGGCCGUGAUGACGAGAGAACCCUCGCAUGUUUGUCGCUCAUGGCUGAUGUCUGUCGCAAGACAAUGGACCCGGAUGAAGAUAUCUGGAAGAAUAUGUUGUCGGAGGGGCCAGAGAGAACUGUCAGGGCUUCAGCGUCCAUUGGCGAAAUCUCGGCGAGCUCCUCCAACCCCGCUCAGAAACUUCACGCAUUGUACCGAAAUAUGCUUGAAAUGGCCGCCAAUGACGUGGGAGCAGCGGCUGUCCUUGGCACCGACUUUCUACGAAACUACUACUACGUCGAUGCGCUCUCUGCCAAAUGGUAUCCAAAUCAGCCCAAAAAGGCUCGUCAAAUCUGCUUUGACUGUAUUCGGCGGAACAUCAUUGAGAUGGUCGACAUGAAAGCUCUGCCCCUGACUCCUCAAACCCCUAAUAUGCUCUGCACCUUCCAUCAAAACCCUGUCGAUACCUGGACCGAGUUCAAAGUAUCGAGUGGCUCUUACUUGCCUUGCUAUUCAUUGUUGUCCAUAGCAGAUCCAAUACUCAGUCAAUGGCCAGGGAGAGACGAGACAUGCGGCUGCGUGAAAGAGAUUGAAUUCCUGCUCACCCUCGGAAGUCCCAAUGACGGAAUGCUGGCGCCUUGA